AUGGGAAAUUGCUGUUCCGACGUGACCGGCGGCCAGUCGGCAGUCGGAGGCACCGCAUCUUAUCACACCAGCUCGGCAGUCAACGCACCGAACGAGGCCGUGGAGGCCUUCCUCAAGUCUCGCGGUUAUCAGGGCCUCUACUCUCAGAUCGAGCUGUCUCUAUCGGCUUCAAAUUUACGUGAUCGGGAUGUGCUAUCAAAGAGUGAUCCUAUGGCAAUUGUCUAUAUUAAAGGAAGAGAUGGUUCGCUUCAGGAGCUUGGUCGCACUGAAGUAGUUUUAAAUUCAUUGAAUCCUAAGUGGAUUAAAAAAUAUUCUCUUACUUAUCAAUUUGAGACAGUGCAGUAUUUGGUAUUUCGUCUCUAUGAUGUUGACACACAGUUCCACAAUAGUGAUGUCAAGGCUCUUAAGCUUGAGGAGCAGCAGUUUCUUGGUGAGGCUACUUGUGCGUUGUCACAGAUUGUCACAAAAUCAAACGGGUCUUUGACCUUGGAGCUUGGACACGGAGAAGCAUUUUCGGCCCAUACACGAAAGUUAGGCCAACUCACUGUUUAUGCUGAAGAAAGUGUAGCAUCAAAGACUACAGCAGAGUUGAUAUUAAGAUGUUCAGACUUAGAAUCGAAGGAUUUGUUCUCAAAAAGUGAUCCCUUUCUGGUGAUAUCAAAACUCACAGAGGCUGGUACUGCUGUUCCAAUCUGCAAAACUGAAGUCUUGAAAAAUGAUCACAGACCAAAAUGGAAACCAAUUUUCUUGAAUAUUCAACAAGUUGGAAGCAAGGACAGCCCAUUAAUCAUUGAGUGUUUUGAUUUCAAUAGCAACGGAAAACAUGAUUUACUUGGAAAAGUUCAGAAAUCUCUGGCAGACUUAGAAAAGCUACAUUCUGUUGGUAUGGGAGAGAAUUUAUUCACCCCGUUGUCUGUUGGGCAGAAUCAUCAAAACAAGGUCUUAAAGAGUCAGUUGUUUGUGGAUACAUAUUCAGAGAAGAUCCAGUAUACUUUCCUUGAUUACCUGGCUGGAGAUUAUGAGCUUAACUUCAUGGUGGCUAUUGAUUUCACUGGUACUUUUUGCAUUUUUGCUGCUUACUAG
This is a messenger RNA of Fraxinus pennsylvanica, 1083 nucleotides long. NCBI's taxonomy places the organism in Eukaryota, Viridiplantae, Streptophyta, Magnoliopsida, Lamiales, Oleaceae. The record is from the annotation of a GenBank genome assembly.